GUGCACCAUGGACUCUGAGAACUACGUCUCCCGCAAAGGUGAACUACAUCUCCCGUGAGGCCCCGCGCGCGCGCGAGGAUGACGCGGAGUGACAGCUUCCUGUCUCCGGAAAAGCUGCCAGGCGGCGACGGGAAGGUAGGGUGGGACCUGUCUGAAUCUAUUCCUGGGGUUGUCUUAUAAUGGCUGAAAAUGACACGGAGAGAAUCCAGACAGAAAAUCUCCUAAAAAGAGUACAAGAAUUGGAGCAGGAGGUACAAAGACUUAAAAAAGAACAGGUCAACAACAAAGACUCAAACAUUAGAGAAACUUCCUCAGCAGCUGGAAAAGCUAAGCGUGCAUUUGAUUUCAGUGCUCAUGGUCAGAGACAUGUAGCCUUAAAGAUUGCCUAUCUGGGCUGGGGAUACCAGGGCUUUGCCAGUCAGGAAAACACAAACAAUACAAUUGAAGAAAAGCUGUUUGAGGCUUUAACCAAGACUCGACUAGUAGAAAGCAGACAGAUGUCCAACUAUCACCGAUGUGGGCGGACAGACAAAGGAGUCAGUGCAUUUGGGCAGGUGAUUUCUCUUGACCUUCGUUCUCACUUUCCAAAGGCCAGGGAUUCAGAAAAUUUCAUUUUAAAAGAAGUCAAUGAUGCUGCUAAGGAGAUCCGUUAUACCCACAUUCUUAACCGGGUGCUCCCUCCAGACAUCCGUGUACUGGCCUGGGCCCCAGCAGAACCCAGUUUCAGUGCUCGGUUCAGCUGUCUCGAGAGGACUUACCGCUACUUCUUCCCUCAUGCUGAUUUAGACCUUGUAACCAUGAACUGCGCAGCUCAGAAGUACGUUGGCACACAUGAUUUUAGAAACUUAUGUAAAAUGGAUGUAGCCAACGGAGUGGUAAAUUUUCAGAGGACUAUUCUGUCUGCUCAAGUACAACUUGUGGGCCAAAGUCUGGCUGAGGAGAGAUGGCAAGAGCCUUUCCAGUUAUGUCAGUUUGAAGUGACUGGCCAGGCAUUCCUUUAUCAUCAAGUCCGCUGUAUGAUGGCUAUCCUUUUUCUGAUUGGCCAAGGAAUGGAGAAGCCAGAGAUUAUUGAUGAGCUGCUGAACAUAGAGAAAAAUCCCCAGAAACCUCAAUACAGUAUGGCUGUAGAAUUUCCUCUAGUUUUGUAUGACUGUAAGUUUGAAAAUAUCAAGUGGAUCUAUGACCGGGAGGUUCAGGAGUUCAACGUUACCCACCUACAACAACUAUGGGCUAAUCAUGCUGUUAAAACUCACAUGUUGUAUAGCAUGCUGCAAGGACUGGACUCUGUUGCAGUACCCUGUGGGACAGGACCAAAGAUGGAUGGAAUGAUAGAAUGGAGAAAUGUUAAGCCCUCUAUCAUAAAGCAGACCAGUGCCUUUGUAGAAGGAGUGAAAAUGCGCACAUAUAAGCCCCUAAUGGAUCGUCCUAAAUGCCAAGGAUUAGAAUCCCGGAUCCAGCAUUUUGUACGUAGGGGACGCAUCGAGCACCCACAUUUAUUCUAUAAGGAAGAAACAAAAGCCAAAAGGGACUGUAAUAACACGCUAGAGGAAGAAAAUACUAUUCUGGAGAAACCAACAAAAAGAGUCUGUGUUGAUACGGAGUUUAAAAGCAUCAUUUAGCCCCAGAAAACUCACAAGAAUCUAGGAGGCAACAACGAGCUAGUGACAGGUGGGCAGAAAGUAAAUACAAAAAAAAUUCACCACAAGAAGUCCUAGAAAUUCAAACGAUCAGCUCUUAAAAAGAAAACCCCAAAACAUAAAAGACCAUUAGGCCUUAUUAAGGAAGUUCUUGCUUAAACAAGACAUUCAAACAUUCUCUCAUUUCUGUCCAAAAGGAUGAAGAGAUGGAAGAAGCAAAAAGCAAUUGUGAAACGGAGAAGUAUUCAUGUACACCCAAAGCCUGUGUUGUGUUCAAAUUCAUUUAAGCCUGAUCCUGCAAGUGUCUAAUUUGUUGUGCUGUCCUUUUUAAAAGUGAGACCUUACUACUUAUCUGAAUUCUCAUAAAGAGCUUUGCCCAGGUGUCUUAUUUUCUAAGACAGAAAUUAAAAAUAAAAAAUUUAGUCAGUUAAACAUCUGAUAAAUUGAUUUAGUUACCAGGUAUGAUACUGCCUGGAAGUGACUAACUGAAUAAGGCAUAGCAUCUCUUACAAAGCUUAUCAUCUAGUGCUGUGUGAGCCACAAAUGGUCUCUGUUGAAUAUUCUCCUUUUUACAACCUUUUACAUAUGUAGAAAACAUUCUUGGCUCAAGGGCCAUAUUUAAAACAGGCUAUGUGGUUUAUUAACCCUUAGUCUAGUGGUUUAAGGAAAGCGCUUAUAAAGCGGGGAGAUAUCCAAGCUAAAUAUUGCAGAACAAGUGGGAGCCCAGUUAAAGUGGGCCUAAAAAAGCAGUGUUAGGUGCAUGUAAGGCAGAACAUGCAGUUUGUCUAAAGGGUUGAAGAUGACAGCAUUUGCAUUCAGGACAACUGUAAAUACAGUGGUAUGGCUUGAGAGUGACAGGAGCAUAGUUGAGAAAGAUAAGCAAGGAUCAUGUUUGUAGAAUCUUGUAAGCCUUCCUAAAAAAGCUUUAAAUUUUAUAUUGAGAGGCCACUGGAAAAAAGCCAGACUGUGUAGUAAAAGUAUUGCUCUGGGUACACUGUGGACUGGAAAAGGGCAAGACAGUGGAACCAAUUAGGAGGCUGUUAGACUCAGCAAGGAAAAAGAUGAUAAUGGCCCAGACUAGAUUUGUAGUAAGGGGAAUGGAGAGAAGUAGAUGCAUUUGAGAUUAUGAAAGGAGAAGCAACAGGACUUAGGUUGAGCAAAUCUGAGGUCAAAAGUAGGAAGGUUUUCAGGAUAACUUCUAGGUUUCAGAUUUAAGCAACCCUGAGAUGACAGGAAAAUGAAGGGAGGCUUUGCUUGUUCUCAAAAGUUUACAAGUGACCCUCCAAAUAUUACUUAUCAACACCAACAUUGAUUCAAGAGUUCAAAGUUCUCUUACAUAACACAUUAUAGCAAUUAAAACAAUAAACAUCAAAGUAAAUGAACUCGGACCUGGUACCUCAGUAACAAUUUUCAUCAUUGCAUAGUGAAUUACUCAUCUGCAUUUAUGUUAUAAUUAUGAGAUCCAGAGUUUUAUUUAGCAACCAACAAAUGAUUAGCUUAUUUCUACCUAUGUUCAAAACCCUAGGUAUGCAAGCAUGGUUUAUAUCCUCAAGCUGCUAGUUAAAAUACAACUAGCAUGGGACAACUAGAAACACUAUUAACAAAAAUAGUCAACUGAUGCUGCGUAAGUGCCACAGAAGCUUAGCUGUGGGUGGACUACAGAAAUAAAGACUUCAUUGAGGAUUCCAGGUUUAGUAAGUUAACUAAUACAGCGUCAGAAAAGUGCAAUGACCUUGUAUUAUUGAAGAGUUAAGAAGGCACAUCGUAGCUUUUACAUUCUAGCAGAGUAGGGACCAGGAAAGACUCCUAUUUUUGAGAUGGGGAAAUAGUGUUACAAAAUAAGAUUUAUUCUAACCAAUUGUACAAUCCCUGUCUUCUGGAUUUUGAAUCAUGUCAUUAGUUUUUGGGACCUGAUCUGCCAACAUUUCAUCUGAUGCUUCUAAAAAUGUAACUGCUUUCUCUUUUAAUUCUGAUAUAAAGAUCCUUUUAUGUUUAAUGUUAUCACUAAGUGAGCAUAGGACAUCCAUGUAAGGACAAACCAAAGCACUUUAGUUUUUUCAACUUCCUACCUUGUUUCAAUGAACCUUCACUGGCAUUAGUUUUUGAGUUAAAGAAAAACCUAGAAAAGAAAAUUUAAGAAAUCACUAAUUUUUAAAAAUCAACUCUUAAGAAAUGAAACUUUCAACAAAAAGCACUAAUUAAAGAGAUAUGCUUGGGAGAUUCUACAGAGGCAAAGGAUGUAGAGAUUAGGAUCUUACAUUUUAAGUAAAAUCCUUUCAAGAUUAACUAGAUUAUACUAUCAAAUCUAGAACAAUAAGGGUUUAGUAACAUUAUUUUGGUAGUUAUCACAAAAAAUUCAAGAGAAUCAUCACAGAUGAAGCAAAUGAGAAGUCUCAAAAUGUUAACUGUGCAAAAUUAGUUAUCUGAGGUAAUGUUUCUAUAAAUUUCAGUCUCUGACCCAUGGUAGGGACUAAAUGUUUCAUGUGUUUUUUAUUGUAGUUACUUACUAUCUGUUGCCAGAGAAAAAUGUUAUAGAACUAUUGAUUCUCUGUGCUGUACUUUCGUCCCCAUGACCAUAUUAUAAUUGAGAUUUUGUGCCUCUUUAUCCCCUUCACCCCUUACACCCACCUACUCCAACCCCCACCUCCAUGGCAACCACCAGUCACUUCUCAGUGUCUAUGAAAUCUACUGCUGUUUUGUUCAUUUUGUUUUAUUUUUAGAUUCCACAUGUAAGUAAAAUCAUA
Molecule: messenger RNA, 4381 nt
Organism: Manis javanica (Malayan pangolin)
Lineage: Eukaryota; Metazoa; Chordata; Mammalia; Pholidota; Manidae
Source: RefSeq, a predicted model, not a curated record